Messenger RNA from Melozone crissalis (California towhee), 1269 nucleotides. It is a transcript of the gene ENDOV, whose product is annotated as endonuclease V. The record is from RefSeq and is a predicted model, not a curated record. Lineage: Eukaryota; Metazoa; Chordata; Aves; Passeriformes; Passerellidae. Gene Ontology annotation, molecular function: single-stranded RNA binding; RNA endonuclease activity producing 5'-phosphomonoesters, hydrolytic mechanism. The transcript has 9 exons. Gene Ontology annotation, biological process: DNA repair. The coding region runs from base 12 to 821 and encodes 269 amino acids. Gene Ontology annotation, cellular component: cytoplasm; nucleolus.
CCGGCGCCGCCAUGGCCGCGUCCCCCGCCCAGCGGCGCCGCUGGGAACGGGAGCAGGCCCGGCUGAGGGCCAGCGUGCUGGAGGAGGACACGGAGCCCUGGCAGAAGCAGCCGCAGUUCGCGGGGCUGCGCAGAGUGGGAGGCGUGGAUCUGUCCUACAGCAAGGGGGACGAGAGCCGUGCCUGCGCCUCCCUGGUCGUGCUCAGCUACCCGGACCUGCAGGUGCUGUACCAGGACUGCCGCAUGGUGCCCGUCACCGCCCCGUACGUGGCCGGGUUCCUCGCCUUCCGAGAGGUGCCUGUCCUGGUGGAAGCCGUGCAGAGACUUCAGCAGGAGGAGCCCCAGCUCCAGCCUCAGGUGCUUCUGGUGGAUGGGAAUGGCCUGCUCCAUCCCAGAGAGUUUGGCAUAGCGUGUCACCUCGGAGUCCUGACAGACCUGCCGUGCAUCGGCGUGGCCAAGAACCUCCUGCACGUGGAUGGCUUGGUCAGGGAUGAGCUGCACAAGGAGCAGGUUCGUUCCCUGCAGAGGUCAGGAGAGGCAUUCCCACUGACAGGCACCUCGGGGAAGGUCCUGGGCAUGGUGCUGCGGAGCCACAGCAACAGCUCCAGGCCCCUGUACGUGUCCGUGGGGCACCGGGUGAGCCUGGGCACGGCCGUGUCCCUGGUCAGGGCCUGCUGCCGCUUCCGCAUCCCGGAGCCCAUCCGGCAGGCUGACAUCAGGUCCAGGGAGUACCUGCGGAGGCAGCCCUGUGCUCCCGUGGAGGGGCUGCAGGCCGUGCCUGGCAGCCCUCAGAGCAAAAAGGAGGCUGAAUCAGAGGAUUAGCCUGGUGCCAGAAGAAAUUGCAGAGCUUCUCUUCACUGGGUCCUGUCCUGCACAAGGCUGAGUCCUGCUGGGUGCAGGAGCCCAGUGCCACCCUGGGGACAGCUGUGCCAGGCUGUGUCCCGCAGCACAGCACCAGCCACUGCUCGGGGAGAGUCCUUGCAGUGAAUUUCUCAGGGUUCCUUUUCCAGUACUGGUAAAGUCUUUGUGUGAGCAAAGCUCACGUGAGAGUUUGCAGCACCUCCCUGGAGUCCUUGUGCAGCUGCAGGGCUGAUUUGCAGAGGGGCUGAGGCACUGCAGAGGCAGCCUGUGUGUGCCACCACACCUCUGUGGCUCUCUGAGAGCCCUCCCUUCCCCCUGAUUUUGGAGCAGUUCCCCUGUCCCUGCAGCCUGGGCUCUCAUUGCCCCUGCACAUCAUGGGGAGCAGCAGCCCCACUUGCAGCUCUCCUGG